AUGCACGUCCUGGUUGUGGUUUGUCAUCCCAAGCAGGAGUCUUUCACCCACGCUAUUACCGAUCAAGUUAUCAAGGGAGCCCAGAGCAAAGGUCAUACGGUCAAGGUCAUCGAUUUGUACCGAGAUGGUUUCAAUCCGAUCUUUACUCCACGCGACUGGGAGCAAUUCGAGGGUGUUACAAUGCCUGAGGAUGUGCUUGAGCACCAACGUUUCGUGGAAGAAUCAGACGCAAUUUUUCUCGUCUUCCCCAUCUGGUGGUACCAGAUGCCCGCCAUGAUGAAGGGAUGGCUGGACAGGGUUUGGUCAGCGGGCUGGUGCUACAAAUGGGAGCGCAAUCCUGAAGGCAGCUUGUUGAGCCACCGGCCUUGUACAGUCCUUGCUCUCGCUGGCGCGACUUCUCGACAACUCGAUAGAUGGGGCUAUGACAAGCAAAUUCACCAUCUCUGGCGAUAUGGUGUCUUCGGCUACUGCGGAUUUGAACCUCUGAGAAUCACUAUCUUUGACGACUGCUCUUACCCCGAAGGGGGGAAGCACGCUGAACAUCUGCAGGCAGCGUUUCGAGCAGGGCAGAAUAUUGGUCACGAUCCCGAAGCCCUUCCGGGAAUCAAACCGUUCUUAGACAGGGGCCUGACCAUCCGAGGAGAAAAAUACACUGGGGAGUGA
Cladophialophora immunda is the source of this 663-nucleotide messenger RNA. RefSeq lists its product as uncharacterized. The coding region runs from base 1 to 663 and encodes 220 amino acids. The transcript has a single exon. Lineage: Eukaryota; Fungi; Ascomycota; Eurotiomycetes; Chaetothyriales; Herpotrichiellaceae. The record is from RefSeq and is a predicted model, not a curated record. Gene Ontology annotation, molecular function: NAD(P)H dehydrogenase (quinone) activity. Gene Ontology annotation, cellular component: cytosol.